Messenger RNA from Mya arenaria, 1589 nucleotides. RefSeq lists its product as uncharacterized. NCBI's taxonomy places the organism in Eukaryota, Metazoa, Mollusca, Bivalvia, Myida, Myidae. Gene Ontology annotation, molecular function: protein binding. The coding region runs from base 80 to 517 and encodes 145 amino acids. The transcript is spliced from 2 exons. The record is from RefSeq and is a predicted model, not a curated record.
UUUCUUUUAUGUUUUGUUAUAAGAACACAGUGACAAAAAACAUCGCGUUCAUAUCAUAAGAAUUAAAACGAAAACAAAGAUGUUCAAGAUUUUCAGCUGUGUGAUACUUCUUGGUUUCCUCUGCCAAAUAGGUACAGGUCUGUUUACCGCAAGAAAACCAACCAAUUUGGCUCCUAAGAACGGUACUAAUGUUGUUUUUGGCACAGUGGUCGUCAAUGAUGGAGACCGGUACAAUAGCACAUCCGGUGUAUUUACGGCUGCGAGAGGGGGCGAUUAUUUGUUUACGGGAGCGUUGUGUCCGCAGAGAGCUAAAGGAUUCUACUUUGGUAUCACACAAAACGGAGUUGAACAGACGCGCGCCUCAUUUACAGAGACCGACGGGCAUGUCUGUCACACAUUUACAGCGAUUCUUAGGCUCAAACGCCAUGACAAGGUCGCCUUAAGAUCUGAAAAUGAUGCAAACUUAUUAAAUGAAGAUGCAGCACGCUGGAAUAUGUUCUAUGGUGUCAAAGUAUAGAUGAAUCAAUGUUAGACGGUACGGAACUGCAAUGUAAAAAAUCAUAAUAUAACUACUGAAUACCAUGUCAAAAAAAAUAAAAGAGUUGUGUAACUUGAAGUUCAAAAAGAUGAUCAAUAGAUUUUAACAUUUCAAAACUACUCGCGAUUUUAUCAAGAAUUUAUAGCCAAUUAAAUCAAGAUAUCGGUUACAGCUAAUACACGAUAUUAUUACAUACUGUGAUAGCAAUUUGUUUGCAAUACCAAUAAAUUUCGGUUGUUUUUUAAAGAUGCACUUUUAAUCCCAAAUAAGAUUUACCGCAAUUAAUACCUUUGUUUUAAUAUUUCUUAAAGGAUGAAUAAAUGUCGAAAACAAUGGUUCUUAUAAAGGAUACCGAGUUUGAUUUAAAAGAUAUGAGCAUAAAACACGGUAUUCCUACCUAUAAGACCUAUAUAGUAGAACACAGUAAAUCUUUUAACAUUCACCAAUCAUUUAAUAUUUUUUCACCUUCUGCUAUCAAAUACACGAUCACAAUCUUGUUAUCAGUCAUUAAUAUUUUCCAUAAAUGCAUUAUUUAGUUAGUAGUUAAAACUGAGGUUUGUUAUACAUGUGUAUGUAUUGAUUUUGAAUAAUAGUGUCGUUUUAAUAUUUUUCACCUGAAACUCUGAACACUGUUUGCCCUGAACUUAGCUUGAAGUUUCCUCGCUAUGAGGUAUAAAUUGGAAAAAUACACUCUCAAGCAAGAGAACAUGUACCCUUUAAAACUGGUACAUAUCAUGCAUUAAACUGUACCUUGUUUCAUGUAGCUUUGCAAAUGACCUAUGCCUGAUAUGUACCAGUUUUAAAGGGCACGUGUAUACAAACAGAGUUACUUAACAGCGUUCAGAAUCUUCGCCUAAUCGGUUGUUUCCGCAAAAUGAUUGCAGCUGAAAAUUAAAAAAGCGAAACAUUGCUGCAGAAAUGUGCAGUGUUUUUUGACGUGUGUAGGGUAAGCAAUGUAUUUUUUCUUAUAAUUGCCAUCACACCUUAUAAUUUCAUAUCCAGUAUGUGUAUUUUAGUAAAUAGUACCUUAAUGAAAUUGAUACAAAAUGAA